This is a messenger RNA of Vespa mandarinia (Asian giant hornet), 3675 nucleotides long. It is a transcript of the gene tkv, whose product is annotated as serine/threonine receptor kinase thickveins. Gene Ontology annotation, cellular component: plasma membrane; signaling receptor complex. The record is from RefSeq and is a predicted model, not a curated record. Gene Ontology annotation, molecular function: ATP binding; transmembrane receptor protein serine/threonine kinase activity. Gene Ontology annotation, biological process: protein phosphorylation; cell surface receptor protein serine/threonine kinase signaling pathway; cellular response to growth factor stimulus. Lineage: Eukaryota; Metazoa; Arthropoda; Insecta; Hymenoptera; Vespidae.
AACGUAAACGCGAUUAAACUGACGUAUUCCUUACAAAUCGAUCAUUUAAAUCGUAAAAACAGUGCAAGAGUUUUCGUGGUAAACGUUAGUCGAGAAGGAGAGGAAUCGAUCGGAGGAUAUGCAGAGGGACUGUGCGCGAGAACGAUUGGUGUCCGUUCGCCUUCUGCCACACAUAUUGCUGGGAAUUACUUGCUACUGUGAAGGACACUGUCCAGAUGACCGACAAAACGGUACUUGCGAAGGAAGACCCGGUGGACAUUGUUUUAGCGCCGUAGAAGAAGUAUGGGAUGCGGAACUCGGAGAAUAUGUUCCAGAAUGGUCCUUUGGAUGUUUGCCACCGGACGAACAGGGUUUCCUGCAAUGCAAAGGCUACCUCGUUCCACAUCUACAAGGAAAAAACAUAAUUUGUUGCAACAAGACAGCUCUGUGUAACAAGGAGUUAUUUCCAGAGUACAAGCCUCGUCCCACCGCAGCACCAGAUCCUAUAGCUAUUGCUUCUGGAGCACCACUCAUCAUACUAGCUGCUUCAUUAUCUGUGUGUUUAACUGUUAUUUUGAUAGCAAUGGUGAUCAUAUAUCAUAGGUAUAGAAGAAAAGAAAGGGGCCCAUGCUUAGUACCUUCUCAAGGAACGCUUAGAGAUUUUAUAGAUCAGAGUAGUGGAUCAGGUUCUGGACUACCUCUUUUAGUACAAAGAACUAUAGCUAAACAGUUGGCUUUAUCACAGUGCGUGGGAAAAGGUAGAUAUGGUGAAGUAUGGCUUGCACGAUGGAGAGGAGAAAAAGUGGCAGUGAAGGUUUUCUUCACUCUGGAAGAAGCAUCUUGGUUUCGUGAAACUGAAAUCUAUCAAACUGUUCUAAUGAGGCAUGAUAAUAUCUUAGGCUUCAUUGCCGCCGAUAUUAAAGGAACAGGAUCUUGGACUCAAAUGUUAUUAAUUACAGACUAUCAUGAAAGAGGUUCUUUACAUGAUUAUUUACAAACCACCGUGCUAGACCAUGCAGGCUUAUUGGCUAUCUGUCUUUCCAUUGCAUCGGGUAUCGCUCAUCUACAUACAGAAAUUUUUGGAACUCGUGGAAAACCAGCGAUAGCUCACAGAGAUAUCAAAAGCAGAAAUAUCUUAGUCAAAAGAAAUGGUGAAUGUGCAAUUGCUGACUUUGGUUUAGCUGUACGUUUUAUAAGUGAAAGCGGAGAAAUCGAUAUUGCGCCUAAUACGCGAGUAGGAACCAGAAGGUACAUGGCUCCAGAAGUGUUGGAUGAAAGUUUGAACACAUCGUCGUUUGAUGCUUUCAAAAUGGCAGACAUGUACUCUGUAGGAUUAGUUUUAUGGGAAGCAUGUAGACGUUGUGUAACAGGUAGUAAGAAUUCUAUUGUGGAACCAUACGCGUUGCCUUAUCACGACGUUGUCCCAAAUGAUCCAGAUUUUGAAGACAUGCGAUUAGCUGUAUGCAUAAAACGUUUGCGUCCUGUUAUUCCUACGAGAUGGGAUAAUGAUCCAAUACUGUUUGCGUUGAGUAAACUAAUGGCAGAGUGUUGGCAUGCAAAUCCUGCUGUGCGUUUAACAGCACUUCGUGUUAAAAAGACAAUGUCAAAAUUACAUAUUGACAAUGCCAUUAAGAUUGUGUAGUGCUUGGCAACGUUACUCAAAACUGUUAUUCUCAUCUCCUAGAUAAAAAAAAUAUGUUUAACCCCUUGUAAAUAUGCCCUUUGUGUACAUAGAACUAUUGACAGACUGCAGCCUGAAGACUGAGUACUAAAAUUUACAAAUACAUAAAGAUGGACAAGAAUGUGCGUGCAUUGCGUCUGCAUCUGCAUCUCCGUUUGUAUGUAUGUGUGCGUGUAUGUAUGAUGAACGAAAAUUGUGAAUAUUUGAAAGUAAUUACGAAUGUGACCGUGAUAUAUAUAUAUAUAUAUAUAUAUAUAUAUAUAUAUAUAUAUAAUAUAAUAUAAAUUAUAUAUAUAAAUUAUAUAUAUAUAAUUUUUUUUCCCGUGAAUCGCGCCAAAGCCAUGCUUUUGCCAAAGUUUUGGCGCGUUUCACUGUAUUAAAGUUGAUUGAGUAUCUAAUCAACGAAGGCUACUACUUAGAUACAAAACUAUAAUUAUUUCCACAAAGAUGUUCAUUUUAAACAUGAAGAAAGCUGUUUAUAUAUUUGGAAAUAGAUCCAGCAUAUAGUAAAAAUACAUAUAGGUAAUAUGAAACUCAUUUAAAGAUACAUAAUUAGGAUGUACUAAAACAAACCGCGUAUAUGCAAAUGCCUGUUCUUUUACAUCUAUCUUAAUUACUAUAAGAGAUUACAUAAACCUAAGAGAUUAUGAAAUAUUUCAGUACUUUCAAAAAAUACCUAUAUGAAUAAUAGUAUUUCAAAAAAGUAUGUCUAUAAUUGUCUCGAUUUUUAAUAUAUCAAUGUAUGCUAGUUCUGUUUCUGAAUAUCUUUAGAGGCAAUUGCUUUUAUGGAGAUUAGUUAUGGUUAUUAAUUAUGAAAAUUAAUACAAAUUCUUACAAAAUAUAAAAAAUGAAAAUCGAUAUUAAAUAUUAUUCCAUUGAGAAAAAUGGAAGUACAAGACAAAGGUUUAUUGUUUUUCUUAUGUCUCUGAUUGUAUAAUAAUGUUAUGGCUUUUUUGUUAUUUGAUACAAAUCAUGUGAUUUUUCGUCUACUUGCAUUGGUUUUUUAUUAUAUUGUAAUUAACAAACAUCGACCACUGCAGGAUAGUAUAAUUUAUUAUUCUUUUAAAUGUAACAACACAUAUUUUUUUAUCAACUUUUAACUAAUUUAAUAGAAAAUUCUAUAUAUUGUAAAAUGCAAGCAGUGAGAAAGUACUUUGAAAACAUAAUUUUACAAAUUUACAAAGAUUUUUUAGAUAAUUAUUAUGGCUUGUGUAUUACCAUAGGUAAUUAUACUUUGACUUAAAAGAACGAUAAAUCAACGAUAAACUUAAAGAAUUAAAUAAUAUACCAGUUAAAAGUUAAUAUAUCGUAUCAUCGAAAUUGCUUCUUGUCAUUUUGUUCUAUAAGUUUCAAAUGCCAUAAACUAAUCUGUAUUACCUGUACAGUAUAUAAUUUAGGUUUCUAAUUUGUACAAACAAGCAUAUUAAUUAAACUAAUAGCAAUUAAAAUGUUGCUGUAAUGUCAAAGAAUGAUUUUAAGUCUAUGGUUGUUAUACCAAACUAAACUAUAAAAAGUCAUACUUAUGAAGGUAAACUAAUGCAUCUUGCGCUUAAAUUAUAUAGCGAUCAAUCUUUUGCUACUAAAUAUUAUUAUUUUCCACUAUGAGGUAACGAGCAGCAUAGAACAAUUUAAAAUCAGGUAUUAAAUUGCAAAUUAUCUUUAUAGUGCAAUAAUCAUUAUGUUAUGUAAAAGAUAUUAUUUGUCAAAGUGAUAUGGUUUUUGCAUAUCUUUAUAAUAUCUAUUGCACUCAAUUGUAAAGAUUUUACCAUGAAAAAGUUGUUACUAUAAUUUUAUAAACUAUAAAGCCAGACUUUUGGUCGUUGACUCAACAUUGUUAUGUUAUUAAAUAUGAUUCCCAUGUGCUAUAAUAUGGGAAUAACUGUUGCAUAUUACCUUAUAUCUUCUGUAGGAAGAUCAUUGUAAUUAUAUUAAAAAUUGUAGUUAUUAGCUAGUUGAUUGAAAGUAAUGAAAUUUAUAUUUUUAACAAGUAUUAAACAAUAUCAUCUUUUUCCAGA